This is a messenger RNA of Habropoda laboriosa, 4383 nucleotides long. Its product is annotated as centrosomal protein of 162 kDa-like. Lineage: Eukaryota; Metazoa; Arthropoda; Insecta; Hymenoptera; Apidae. The record is from RefSeq and is a predicted model, not a curated record. The transcript has 6 exons. Gene Ontology annotation, biological process: cilium assembly. Gene Ontology annotation, cellular component: centrosome; axonemal microtubule; centriole. The coding region runs from base 34 to 4383 and encodes 1449 amino acids.
AAUACUCAAAAGUCUUAUCAGUAAGAAAACCGAAUGUCUUCAAACUCGCAAAAGUCCCCUCGUUACGAGGAUUUGAACUCAACCGAAGAUGAUACUCUGGGUACUUCGUUUAGUCUUAGUGUAGGGGAUAACUCAAUUAGAAUAAGAGAAAAGCCCAAGGUAGUUAAAAAAGUAGCGUCUGAAGACAAGCAUGACCAGGAGAAAUGGUGGUUAAAGAAGCCAGAUACCUGGCUUGAUGUUUCUAAUGUUAUUCCCAUGGAUGCAAAAUUAAAACAGUCUCCAUCCCCUUCACCAGAUGUUAGCUCUUCGAUGAAAGAAUUUCUUGAGAAAGAAAAAAUGUGCAAAGCUAUGCAUAAAAAUGAGAUUGAGAUGAAAGAGACGGAUGACACUUUGUGUGAUAUUCUGGCUUCUGCAGCUUUUGACAAGUAUCCCUCUGAUUUUGAAAAUGCAACUGACGAGGACAUAGGUAGUAUUUUAGAGGAAAUGAGUAAGAUUGCUGGAGCUCUUAGUCCAAAUUCAUCUGCAGAUCGCUCAAAGUCUAGGAACUCAGCCAAAAAUACAACAGAGGAGGAGAAAUCUGUGGAAGAACUGUUAGAGGAAGCUGAGAAACUUGUAAGAAAAAAUAGCAGUAGUUUAUCUAAAAGUGGAUCAAAAUCUGAUACAUUAGUACCUGAGAAUACUCCGGAAGAUGUAGAAAGUCUUAAUAGGGUUAAACAAUUAGAAGCUGAUAUCUUUCAACUGAUAGAGGAGGAGGUGCACAAAGAAACUGAAAAAAUCAGAAAAAGUCCAAAGAACGAGAAGAAGAGGGAGAACAGUCCUGGGUAUGAUGUCGUAUAUGAAAGUGUGAAUGGCUUGAAAGCUCCGAAAUCGUUGGAACUUCAGAGAAGAAAGUUCGAGGAACAGAAGGUGGAAGUAUCCAGUAGCUCUGACUUAGAUGAUCCAAUUGAAAGACAUUCCAAGUCGGAAGAUUUGAAGAGUACAAGAAAGAUGGAAUCAGACAAGGAUAGCCUGCAUAAGGAGAUAACCGACGUGGAUAAAGAUUUUUUUGAAGAUUUAUUAAGGAAGUCGAAAGAAAGAGCAGAGGGUGGUAUAUCGGGUAGUUCCAGUUUCGGACAAGAAGAUUUCUCCCACUUUUUGAAACUUUUGCAAGUGCAGACUGAUAAAAAAGAAAAAGAAUCAAACGACCUUAAUCCUUCUCGUCAUUUCCUUUCGAAACCUACCGACGAAAAGACAUCUCUCUUAGAUGGAGGAUUCGCGAACGACAAAAGUCCCGAAUUUCCCGAGAAAGAAAUCUCCGACAUAUUAGAAAAAGAACUGCCUGGAGCAGACAAUCGAAAAGUCGAUCAUGAAAUCAUCGAGACAGACUCUAGUUUAGGCGAGGAUGAACAUAAGCAAGCUCAAAGUAUUAGCAAUAGUGGUAGGUCUGAAUCGAAGGUAUCGAAUAAAAAGGAUCAACCACCUCCAGAAAAAACACCUGCAUCGAAAGAUGAUAAAAAUAUACUUAACGAAGAAUUGUAUACUGUUGGUCGCACACCAAGAUUAGAAUUAUUCGCGGAUGCGAUUGAAAAAUUGUUAGCUGAAAAGACUGUAGACAAUACAACGCAACAGAGCAAAGAACCUAACGAGGAACGAAAAGCGUUUGUGCGUAAAACAAUUUCCAACACAGAGAUCAAAAGUAGCUCUAAUCUUUCCACUACUCAUCGUAGCAACGUAGAACGUAAACCUGUUCAUCCAAGCAGCGCAACGAGCAAUAAACCGCUGAAGAAAGAGUUGAAAUUUUCCAAGUCUAAAAGUUACGAUCAGAUCUGCAAACCUCCGUCUAGAACUUCCGUAGAAAAUCCAAGAGCAGCCAAACCUAUGGAUACCACGAAAAAACCUGCCAAUUAUUUUAUGAGACGAUCGCCAACGUUGAAGCCAAGAUUACAACCCACUGUCAAGCCAAUCACAAAAAUCCCUCCCAAGAAUAAAUUAUCUUCAAAACCAAAGAAAGAUCCCGUUAAGACUGGCUCCACUCUCACUUUGUCUUCCACGAAUAAAGGGUACCAAGCUAAAUCACCGGACUCUCGUGCAAAACACCUGAUGGCUGGUGGUGACACGAAACAAAAUCUAAUAACGAAAACGAACUGGGAAGCGUUGUGUCGCGAAGAGAGACACAAAUAUGCUCUUCUCAAGCAGCAAUUAGAGUCCGAAGUGAAAAUAUACAGGACUCAAAUCGACAAUAUGCGUAUAUCGUUCGAGGAAGAAUUGUUUUCACUGAAGAAACAGAAUGUUAUACUAAAGGUAAAGGUGGACGAGCUUUUGUUAAAUGAAAAACGUCCAGAGCCUCAACUGAAGAAGGACACGAAGAUCAUGGUUCUGGAGAGGGAGUUAGAGAAACAGGAGAAUGUAAUUCAAGCUUACGAAACUGAGAAUAAAAAGUUGAUGCAAGAAACGAAGCGUAUGCAGGAUGAAAUGAAGCAGUUGCAGAAGCAGAAGAGCACAGCGUUGGAAUCGAGCAAAAAGCAGGAACUUGUUGAUAGAAUCAAGGAUCUGGAAGAGGAGACUUUGAAGCUCAACCUGGAAGUUACCGAGCUUCGUGAGAAGAACGCGGACUCUGCAUUGAAGAACGACGAUCUGAUGCAGCAGAAUGGUUUAUUAAACGACGAACUGGAGAUGUUCAGGGAUCAAUUAAGAACGAAGAACGACUUCAUCACGGAUCGAUUGCAGGCGAUGACCACGGCAGAGUUACAAUUGAAGAAACAAGUGGAGGAUCUGUCGGUGAAAUUGAGCUCGAAGACGGAACAACUGCGGUUGAUCAAGAGGGAGUUCGAUAGGAUUCAACAGAACGUUCUUCCACUGGAGAAAGAGUUGUUGGAAUUAAGAGUGAAGGAGGGGAAUUUUCAGGAGAAAUUACAGGUAGCCAGGAGCCAUGUGGAGCGUGAAAAACAAUUAACUCAGAAGCUGAAGGAUCAGGUAAUCAUUGAUAGCAGAAAGAUUACGGAUCUGAACAGGCAAAUACGAGAAAUGGAAAGGAUACUGAGAAGGAAGAAUCCUGACUCGGUGUCUGCUCUGAUAUUGACCGCGAAUUCUGAGCAAGACAAAAUUGGCGCGGAGAAGGUUAAAUUGUUGGAAGAUCGAAUUGCAAGUCUGGAGAAUGAAACGAAGGCGAAGGAGGAUCUAGCGCAGCAAAAAUUAAUCGAGUUCCAGAAGAAGUUCACCGACAUGAAAGAGAAAUACGCCGCGCAGAUAGUGGAACUGGAAGAAAAGCUUCUCGAGGCGAAUAUUAAAAAUCGCAAAGUAUACAACGACAUGUUCACGCAAACUGUAACGAAACCUAUGGAGAACAAGAGCGUGGAGACAAUCAGAAAGCAAGAGAGGACAGGCUCGUUUGAGAAGGAAGAGAAGAAAGAGCAGAAGUCAUCUGCAAAACCUACACUGAAGUCUCAGAAUUCAAAGGACGAUGCUUAUCUUAUGGCUACCAUACGCGGAUUGAAAUUAGAGCUUACGAAUAAGGAUAAAACAGUCUCGAAGCUGACGAAGGAGUUCCAAGAGAUACAGAAGACGAACAGAAGACUUCAGAAGGAGAGGGAAAAAUUGUUGAACGACAGAAGAUCCGUGAAAAGUAUGGACAUAGAGAAGAUGAACCGUGGCAUGGUAUCCUCGGACUCGAAAUUAUCGACUUUGAAGUCUACCGAAGGAAACGAUCAGAAUUCGAACGUCUAUCAGAAUGGCUACACGUCCGAUGCGAACACUCAAAGACUGUCUGCUUCUAUGCAAAAAUUGUACGAUCCUAUGCAGUAUACCGAGAACGAAGAUAGCAAUCUGGUGAAAAGAUUGACCGAUGAGAACGAUAUUCUGAAGGAAGAAUUAAGCAAAAUGAACAAAGACUUCAUGGCCUUGAAGAACAAACGAUUGCACGAUCUGAACCUCUUGCAAGAGGAACACGAACGCGAGAUGGCUGCUUUGUUGAAGGAAUACAGCGUUAAAUUCGGGGAUUCGAAAGUGGUAAAGUUGCAGGGUCAGAUAAAUACUCAAGUAGCUGUGAUAUCCCACUUAAAGCAGCAAAUUGAAAAGAUGAGGGACUACAAGGAGCAAGUGGUUGUCUUGAAGGCUGAACGGGAACACUUGGAGAGCAAAGUGAAGAGUUUAAACGAGAAAGUUAAAUACUUAUCGACUCCGAGUACAGAACAACUGCAGCUGUUACAGGACAAAAUAACGAUUCUUCAGCAACGGCACGAAAGUCGCGAGAUGACGUUACAGAGUUUGGUGCGCGAUUUGCUUAGAAAUAAAAAUCAAUGUAAGGACUGUAAAAACGAGAAGGGUAAAAAUCGACAAUUGUGUUAUUUCCGUCAAGAGCUUGAUAACAUUCUUGGAAUGCUCCAAGAGAUCGCCAAUGUUCAUUAA